Messenger RNA from Symbiodinium sp. CCMP2592, 2646 nucleotides. The record is from the annotation of a GenBank genome assembly. Lineage: Eukaryota; Dinophyceae; Suessiales; Symbiodiniaceae.
AUGAAAGGCACAGUGUGCUUGCCUUGCUUGGACUACAGGAGACCCGAAAGUAGCAAGCCCUAUAUUCCGUGGUUCAACUCUGAUUUCAGGCGGUGUUCAUGGUUCACGCAAUUGCCCGCCAGAUGCGCGAGCUUUGGACUGACGACCUAUUCGGGGAGACCUUUGGAAGCGACGGCCAACGAAGCCUGCUGUGCCUGUGGUGGCGGAACGCAGGAAUGUCUGGCCAAAUACGAAGCAGAGAUUCCUCUCGAAGGGACGGACUUCAAAGUGGUGACUGUGACUGGCAGCACCGACUUCGACAUAGACGAGAAGUGUUGCGAAGCAUGCAGAUCAGAGAAUGCUUGCCAAUACUGGUUCCGGGAUCUUGGCACUGGAAGCGUAUCAUGCACACUGGGACACUCUGCCACCUUGCGCAGACGCUGGAACGGUGUCAAUUCCCGUGGAGGUUACAGAGAGUGCAAGUGGAAGACCGGGUUUCAAACAAACGGGGACGCCUACCCGUGCUCCUGUGGAUCGGCGACCUGCACCAAGGGCCAAAAAUGCUAUGCCGAUGCCAAUCUUUGCGAAGGGCCAUACUUGACCUUGGAUGCCUAUGCGUGGGAUGUGCAGACAGCAUGUACAGCACCUGAUCGCGGAAUGAGAAGCAGGGAGGAGUGUGAAUCGGCAAGGCAGGCUUUGGGGAUAGGUUAUGGUGUGGGGGACCAGCUUCGCAGCGCCGGUGGUCCGGCCAUCAAUGUCCUGUCAGCAGCUAUCGCCUCUGCAAGUUCCAAUGCCUUGUCGACAGGGGCUACGAAUUUCUUUUUUCAGCCGGGGGCAGCUUUCUACCCACUCGUCUCAACGAAAAACCCACAGUGGCCGGGUACUUGCAUCCAGACCAACGUGGAGGCGGGCUCAUGGUACAAGGUGGACUUCCGGGGUAAGAGAUAUCGGUUUACCAGCGUGCAACUCCUCAGUCGUAACGACUGCUGCGAGGAUGAGUUGAAGAAUGUCGACAUUCUUGUCGGCAAUGCUGGGAGCAGUAGCUUCACCACUUGUGCAACUGCCGUAAGCGUCUUUGGUCGAGGAGUCCCUACGACCUUUGCGUGCCGUGCGACUGGGUCCAUCAUCCAGAUUCAGCACAGAGGCACCAAGGCAUUGUCGCUGUGCGGCUUUUCAGCAUUCGGAAUCCCGACCACAUCGCUGGCAGAGGCUGUGCCUGCUGAGAUAGGACUUGUGAGUGAUUUGAUACUGGCAGCCAAUAUUUCGAACGGUUCAGAAUCAACAUCAUCGGAAGCUCCUGAUGAAGCACCAGCCCAGACUGUCGAUACCGUCAUCAUCAGUGGCCACUGUGAACUAGGUGUGGAUGGCAUCUAUGUGAGCUCUGGCGCCACUUCCAGUGGCGCAUCGUUCUACACCAAUGAUGACGGAUACUUCCUUUAUUUCGACCCGGAUUGCGAUGGACUCGGCACACAAGCAAAGUGGUUGAUUGGCACGGAUUUACCGAACACGACGAGAUCAUCAGAUCUCGACGACGACGGAGCUUGUGAAUUUGUCGCUGCAAUUGCGUCCGCAAGUACAGACCCUGCCGGGCCACCCACGGGAGAGUUGUCCUGGAGGAUGCGUUGCGAGGAGAGUUUCAGUGACGGCAGCCUGAGGCUCGAAAUUGGCGAUUCUCAGUUCUGGCAGAAUAAUUUCGGCGAGUCUUGUGCCAGCUACGUGUCCAAAGGAUGGUGUAAUGACGGUGGCUUCGCCGCUGGCUUUGAAUGGACAGGCAAAGAACAGUACCUGGACCAGUCGACAGUGCCACAGGCCUGCCAAAAAAGCAGCUCUUUCCAGCAAGACGGCAACUGUGCGGAGUUUUACAACUUCCCAGGCAGAAAUUGUGCUGCCUGUGGGAAGGGUGCGAAGGCCGCAAAUUGCAGCAUCGCUGACGGGAGCGCUUCCAGCGUCAGCUAUCCAUGCCUUUGCGGAAAUGCUACAUGCACAAGUGGCCAAGUUUGCACAUCCAGUUCGAGCACGUGUCAGGAUAGUCAGUCCGGUCCAACCCUCAUCACUGGCGUUGUGUCGAUGGUGUUGGCGAACUGCUCCGAAAUCAUUGCCGAGCCAAAUGCCUCUUAUGCUAUUGCUGAAGGCGUGGGCAAGCACUUUCGGCUUCCAACUUCGUGGAUCAGUGUCGAACUUACUUGCGGCUUGGUCCUCUUACAGGGUAAGAUGGUGAAGGAAGGGCGGGAGGACUCGUUGCAAGCAGAAUACUUGAUAAGCAUUCCGCAAGCCAACCUCUCCGUUUAUGAUCCCGCCACGAUUGCCGGCAACGUCCAAAAUGCGGACAGUGUUGACCUGGCGGUAGGGAUUUCCACGUCCUUGGCAGGCAAUCAGAUCGUCAGCGACAGCGUCGAGGUGACGGGCACCUCAGCAGAGGAGGUUCCUGAGCCGGAGCCGUCAACGACCGAAGAACCAAGUGGACCGUCAACGACCGAAGAACCAAGUGGACCUUCAACGACCGAAGAACCAAGUGGACCAAGUGGACCAAGAGUGUCCUGCAAGACCUUGUUCGUGAAGUGCCGGAGUUGGAUGCUGCGACGCCAAGCCGCCUGCAAGGACUUCAACUUAUACUGCAAGGGCAACAGGGCAGGGAAGGGCUACUACUCGUACUCCUACACCAGGUGA